Molecule: messenger RNA, 3901 nt
Organism: Chenopodium quinoa (quinoa)
Lineage: Eukaryota; Viridiplantae; Streptophyta; Magnoliopsida; Caryophyllales; Amaranthaceae
Product: kinesin-like protein KIN-7E
Exons: 14
Coding region: 374-3790 (1138 amino acids)
Biological process (GO): microtubule-based movement
Molecular function (GO): ATP binding; microtubule motor activity; microtubule binding
Source: RefSeq, a predicted model, not a curated record
AUUUUAAAACCAGGGUAAUACUGUAAUUUAGAAGCGCGCGGUAAACUACGGCGUAAUGAGUGAAUAUUAAGUGAGACAGAGAAGAUGAAUGAAAAUCAGAGGAGCUAAGAAGCAACAGUGAGACAGAGAGAGAGAAUGGAGUGACACUCUACCCGCCCAACCAACUCAAGCAACAGGGCAAAUCUCUCUCUCUCUCUCUCUCUUCUUUCACUUUGCUACAACCUUCUCUGAUUUCUCUGCAUUCUUCACAUUUGGUUUUGGUAUCUUGAAAAGUGUCGGUGCAAGCAUUGGAUCUUGGAUCCCAGAAUUGGAGUCGAUGAUGAAUUAAUGCCGACAAGGAGGAGAGAGAAUAUUGUGGAGUUAGACUGAUAGGAUGGCUAGUGCUGAUGCUGAACAAGCCUCCAGCUGCCCCGACCCCGCCGAGGAGAGGAUCUUGGUGUCCGUUCGUUUGCGUCCUUUGAAUCACAAGGAAACUUGUAGGAACGAGCCACUGGAUUGGGAAUGCAUCGAUCAUACCACUAUUGUUUACAACAACAACAACUUAUCUCCUGAGCGAUCACUCUAUCCAAAUUCCUUUACAUUUGAUGCUCUGCUCAUCAUCCUUAUACUGGCAAUUGCUUUUGAUUUAGAUAGGGUGUUCAGGUCUGAUUCCUCCACAAGGCAGGUGUACGAGGAAGGAGCAAAAGCAGUUGUUCUUUCAGCUCUCAGUGGCAUCAACUCAAGUGUUUUUGCAUAUGGUCAAACAAGCAGUGGUAAAACAUUUACCAUGUCUGGGAUAACAGAAUAUACUAUGGAGGACAUAUUUAACUACAUAUACAAGCACAAAGAAAGAGACUUCCACUUGAGGUUCUCUGCUAUGGAGAUUUACAAUGAAUCAGUUAGGGACCUCCUCACAGCAGAUAACAGUCCCCUUCGCCUUUUGGAUGACCCAGAGAGAGGUACGGUGGUUGAAAAACUUACGGAAGAGGUUCUGCAUGACUGGAGCCACUUCAAAGAACUUCUUGCCAUGUGUGAAGCACAAAGACAGAUAGGAGAAACUUUUCUGAAUGAAGUAAGCUCGCGAUCUCACCAAAUUCUCAGAUUGACAAUUGAAAGUUCUAAUCGUGAGUUUUUAGGCAAGAACAAUUGUAGCACCCUUGCAGCUACUUUGAAUUUUGUUGAUCUUGCGGGAAGUGAACGUGCAUCACAAGCGUUAUCUGCUGGAUCAAGGUUAAAGGAAGGAUCACACAUAAAUCGUAGUUUGUUAACAUUGGGAACAGUUAUUCGCAAACUGAGGUGCAAGGGACAAACUGGUCAUAUUCCUUACCGAGACUCUAAGCUCACCCGCAUUCUGCAAUCCUCUCUGGGAGGCAAUGCUAGAACUGCCCUCAUAUGUACCAUGAGUCCUGCACGUAGUUAUGUUGAACAAUCAAGAAACACACUCCUUUUUGCAAGUUGUGCAAAAGAAGUUACUACUGAUGCACGUGUCAAUGUUGUCAUGUCUGACAAAGCCUUGAUGAAGCACUUGCAAAGAGAACUGGUGAGACUUGAGGGUGAGUUAAGGAAUGCAAGCCCCUCUACCAGAUCUGAUGCUACUGACCAGUUAAGAGAAAAAGACUAUAAAAUAGAUGAGUUAGAGAGAAGAGUGAAAGAGCUGACUGUGCAGCUGGACCUUGCUCUAUCACAGAUUCAAAACUUGCAGCAGGGGAUUAGAGAACGAAGACCAUUUGAGGAAGAUUCUUCUUACCCUAAGCUGCAUGUUCGACAAGCUUCAGAACACUCCUCUUCCUUUACGACUACUAUGGUGGAUCAUAACUCCUUAAGUGCUCAUUCUCUGACUUUCAACCCCCUUGAGUCUCCAGAUAGACAGAGUAGACUUAGUUAUGAUGAAAACUAUUCAGUUUCUGAUAUUGAUGAAAACAACUCCCCAAGCAGCUCGUUUGAAGGGGUUUUUAUUGAGAAACCUUUUGAUGCCUCCCUGGCCAUGCAUAUCCAGACUACUAUUGUCAGUGGAAAUGACCAUCCUCGAGUUCCCAAAGGAUUUGAAGAACAAACAAAUGACUUUCCAGAAGCUGAUCAAAACAGAGUAUCUGAGGAAACAGGGGGCCGAGCACCAAACUCCUUUGAAAUUGAUCUGCACCACAUGACUGAGGAAAUUGGAGAGGAAGCGUCUAAUACUUUUGAACUAUGUCUCCAGCAUGUUUCUGUUGGAAAUGAAUCCCAAUUCCCCAACUUUGUCGAAUUUGAUCCGUACCAAGUUUCUGAAAAAAAUGGAGAGAAAACCCCCAACUCCUAUGAAUUUGAUCAGUACCAUGUUGCUGAGGGAAUUGCGGAGAAAACCCCCAACUCCUGUGACUUUGAGCAGUACCACGGGUCUGUGGAGACUGCAGAGAAAACCCUUAACUCCUAUGAAUUUGAUCAGUACCACCUCUCUGAGGGAACUGCAGAGACAACCCCCAACUCCUAUGAAAUUUAUCAGUACCACGACUCUGAGAGAAUUGCAGAGACAACCUCCUACUAUGAUGACAUUAAUCCACAACAAGCUUCGGAGGCAGUUGGGGAACAAAUUGAUAAUAAUUUGGAAAAACACUGCAAGGAAGUUCAUUGCAUAGUAUCUGAAAAUGUACUUGGCAAUAUAUGGGCUCCAGAAGAGGAAAGAAAAUCAUUAUUUUUAUUGGGUUGUGUGAAUGAUAGUUGCACAGACAAGGAGCCAAAAGAACACAGUGAAUUGGAUAACAUGAAUUCGUCUUCUCGUCAGGAUUAUGAAGAACCUGGCAGACAGCUAAUGAAUGGUGUGCCUAAAAUUCAGAAUUUGAAUGGUGUAGAGAAUAGUUCUCUAUCCAAUGAUGUAAGUAUCUCAUCUCCAUCAUCACUAGUCGAUGUCAAGUAUAAGAUAAAAUAUGAGAGUGGAGAUGGAGAGGUUUUCACACUCGAUGAUAGCAACGGGAAGCUUUCUGCACUGAAUAAUAAUAAUGACUAUAAAUUACCUCAGAUUUCUAUUGGAGAUGUGGGUCUUGAUGAAACUCAAGUUGCAGAUGUUAAUGUAUCCAAUCACAUGGAUAAAACUGAGAACCAUACAUCUGUUUCAAUCAAAAAAGAAGUUACCAGGGGCAAGUCUAUGGAUCAAGUUCAACUUCAAAAAUUGCAGGUGGAGGAUACUUUUCAGAAGGCAAAUAACUCUAUAAAAAACAUGAAAGAUUCUGGCUUGAAUCCUAAAGAUGAUUUGUGUGAUAGUUCUCUUUGGUCUGCAGAUGUUAAGAGACUACAGAGGGAGAUAAUUGAUCUCUGGGAUUCCUGCAACAUUUUAUUAGUACACAGAACAUCUUUUUUCCUUCUUUUUAUAAAGGGUGAUCAGGCAGACACAAUUUACAUGGAAGUAGAACGUCGAAGGCUCUCGUGCAUAAACAAUGCAUUUUCUUGGGGCAAUUCUAUUGUCUUAGAUGGUCGCCAACUGACACCUGGUUCAAGUAGACGGUCUCUCCACAAAGAGAGGAAAAUGUUGACCAAGCUAAUGAAGCGAAGGUUCUCUAGCCAAGAGAGAAUGGAUCUGUAUGUGAGAUGGGGCAUCAAUUUGGAUAGCAAAAGGCGGAGCUCACAACUUGCACAUCUCCUUUGGGCCAAUACCGUAGAUAUGGACCAUAUCUUGGAAAGUGCCAAAAUUGUAGCUAAACUGGUUCGGUUGAAUGAACCCCAGGUGCCUAAGGAAGUUUUUGGCCUUAACUUGUCGACAACCCAGGUGCGGAGGAAAUCAUUUAGUAGCAAAAUCUUAGCCGUCCCUUGUAAGAACACUUUUAUGGAUGGCAAUCAUUGAUAAUACUUCUCUAGGUAAUUGUAAAUAACUAAACUUAGACAUGUCCUUUGUAUCGCAGACAUGUACAUUUUGGUGUUGAGUAAUCACAAGCUUUUGUAAAAUUAUUCCCAA